Messenger RNA from Monascus purpureus, 1533 nucleotides. Lineage: Eukaryota; Fungi; Ascomycota; Eurotiomycetes; Eurotiales; Aspergillaceae. The record is from the annotation of a GenBank genome assembly.
AUGACUAAAAGAAAGAGAGAAGAAGCCUUCAAACAUGGACAGGUAGCUGAAAAAGCUUUGAAGAUUACCAAAUCGUCACAAGAUGCAGAAACAUCUUCAUCGACUAGCCCGGAUGAUACCGCGCUGACUGUUCAAGUCAUCACUGGUUCCUACGAACGAGUCCUGCAUGGAUUUACUGCCGCUAUCUCAUCUUCGUGUUUCUCCUCUGAUCCAAAGAAACCGGAUACAGGUUCAUCGUCUGUCCAAUUCGUGGAUACCUUUUUGUUCGAGGCCCAUGCAUCUGCGAUACGAUGUCUUGCAUUGUCUCCGCCUCCAAAGAAUGAUUCCUCAGGGCCCCAGAAGCUCAUCCUUGCCAGCGGUGGUACAGACGAACGCAUAAAUCUCUAUUCGUUGUCUGCUUCUCCAACGUUGGAUGAAAAUCAUCCGUCCGUCCCGACUCUGGCCGGUAACAAGAUUCUCGAGAACCCGAAGAACCGCGAAUUGGGCUCAUUGCUGCACCAUUCCGCUAGCAUCUCUGCGCUGUACUUCCCUUCGCAUUCAAAGCUUCUCGCGGCUGCCGAAGACAACACUAUUUCCGUUACCAGAACACGCGACUUUACUGUCGUGUCGACCAUCAAAGCCCCCCGUCCAAAAGCCCAAGGAAGACCCACUGGUGAUACUGCUCCUCCAGGGGGGGCACCAUCAGGUGUCAAUGACUUUGCCAUACACCCUAGUAUGAAACUCAUGCUAAGUGUCGGAAGAGGAGAAAAGUGCAUGAGGCUUUGGAAUUUGGUCACCGGAAAGAAAGCUGGGGUUCUGAACUUCAGCAAAGACAUCCUGCAGAGCGUCAACGAAAGUAAGUGGAGUACUGGGGAAGGACGGAAGAUUGUCUGGAAUUCUCGAGGAGAGGAGUUUGCAGUUGCCUUUGAAUGGGGGGCUGUUGUCUUUGGAAUAGAUUCGGUGCCCGUGUGCCGGUUGUUACCGAGCCCGCGAAGUAAGCUUCACCAGAUUGAAUAUGUCGACCUUGACUCUUCUUCUGAUGGUGGUGAUGAACGACUCGUGGCUUCCACGGAGGAUGGAAGGAUCAUCUUCUUUUCGACGAAGAAACUACGAAAAGCUGAAGAAGGCUCGGGGUCGUCAAUGCCUUACGCUGAGGCUGUCGCUCAGCUCGGCGGUAAGCAGAAUGGCCUGCCGGGUCGGAUAAAGGAUUUUAAGAUUUUGAGCCUUCGAGGUGAAUCGAAGGCGAGAGAUGAUGACUUUCUUCUUGUGACUGCUGGCAGUGAUGGGACGGUUCGCGUGUGGAUGUUAAAUGGAAAGGAGCUCUCUUUAGAAGCACAAGCAAGGGACACUCCAGAAUCCAAAGAUGAGAGCCCCUCAAACCCUCGCCAGGUUGGAAGGCUUUUAAACUCUUAUGAGACAGGCAACCGUAUCACCUGUCUGAAAGCCUUCGUUAUGUUGCCGCCGGAGGAUGCGUCGGCCUCUGAUGAGUCGUUAGAUGAGUUCGAAGAGGAAGCUGAGGAAUCUUCCGAGGACGAGGAAAGCGACGAUGAAUGA